GUCAUGAGAUCAACGCGCCGUUUUAUUGGUUGACAUCUAUAUAAAAUUUUUGUCGGCAAUUGGCAAUUCUGAGAAUCCAUUACUUGUCUUUCAAACGUACCUUCCCUCAACUUUAUAUCGAAAAAAUUAAUAAAACAUGUUAUCGAAGAGACAAAUAUAUACCGUCUUUAUGUAUAAAUGGAUAAAAAAGCGAAAUGACAAUCCUUCACAGCGGUUUCUUUCAUCUAAGAUUCAAAAAGAAGCAAAAAUGCGGAAGAAAUGGAAAUCCAUUGUGGGCUUAGAAGUUCAUGCUCAGAUUGCAACAGAGUCAAAAUUAUUUUCUAGCGCAUCCACCAACUUUGCUUGUCCCACUAAUUCGUGCGUCUCAUUCUUUGAUUGCGCCACACCAGGAACAUUACCUGUAUUGAACAGAAAAUGUGUGGAAUCAGCAGUACUGACGGGCAUAGCAUUAUCAUGUCGAUUAAAUGAGACUUCUAUGUUUGAGAGAAAACACUACUUCUAUGCAGAUUUACCUGCAGGAUUUCAAAUCACUCAACAAGGACAUCCCAUUGCUGUCGAUGGUGAAAUUAAGUUUCAUGUAUUCACUCCAGGAAUACACAAAUCACCAUAUCAGAAGACUUCUAAAAUUAAGCAGAUUCAAUUAGAACAAGACAGUGGUAAAAGUUUGCACGAUGUAAAUGUAGCAAGAAGCUUAAUUGAUCUUAAUCGUGCUGGAAUACCUUUGAUGGAAUUUGUGUUCGAGCCAGAUUUGGUUGAUGGCGAAGAAGCUGCUGCACUUGUGAAGGAGCUUGUACUUACGUUACAGUUACUGGGUGUCUGUAAUGGCAAAAUGGAAGAGGGAGCACUUCGUGUCGAUGCUAAUGUUUCUGUAAAUAACCGAGACGACGAGUUGGGCAUUCGGACAGAAAUAAAAAACAUUGGAAGUGUGCGUGCCGUCGCUGCCGCUAUUAAAUAUGAAAUAAGUAGACAAAUUUCUAUCCUUGAAGCCGGUAAUGAAAUAUUUAACGAGACACGCGCGUGGGAUGCGGUAAACAAAAUGACCAUUCCUAUGCGUGAAAAGGAAGACAAAGAAGAUUACCGAUUUAUGCCUGAAACAAACUUGCCACCUUUACGUAUACAUGUUAGAGAAGAUUUACCAAAUGAAGACAAUUUAGUUGAUGCUGUAAUAUUGAGAAAACAGUUGCCUGAAUUGCCGGAACAGAUACGUCAGAGAUUAAAGAACGUUUUUAAAAUAUCUCCUGAAAUAAUUAUAUCUAUAAUGAGUGACUUUGCAUUGUUACAAUUAUUUGAUGGAAUAAUAAGAAAAGAUAAUGAUCGUGAACCAGGAUUGGUCUCCAAGUUUCUCGUCAUGGACCUGUUGAGUUUUCUUCAUAAAAAUAAACUAACAGUUGAAUUUUGUAUAUCACAUGAAGACUUUAUUGGUCACUUGAUUGAUUUAUUACAAAACAAAAUAAUUAAUUUAAUAACAGCGAAGAAGAUUCUGCAUGAAAUAAUAUCUGAUUCAAAAAAAUCUCCGAAAGAGAUUGUUGAAGAACGUAAUUGGUUCUUGAUAUCAGAUGAGAAACAACUGGAAGAGUUAUGUUUAGAAAUUAUCGAGAAAAAUCCGAACAUUGUAUCAGGAUAUAAAAAAGGUCAGAAAAAAUUAUUUAAUGCACUAUUGGGAGAAAUGGCAAAGAUCACAGAGCAACGAGCAGAUAUGGCUAUUGUUACAAAAAUUAUGGAAAGAUUAUUAAAGUAAUAAAUGAAGAGUAUAUAAAAAAACACCGGAUUUACGGAAUCAAUUUCUGUAAAGAAAUAUAUUGUAAAUAUGAAACACAGUAUAUUUAAGAAUAAAUAAAACUAGAAUAAAAAUAAAAUAU
This is a messenger RNA of Cataglyphis hispanica, 1859 nucleotides long. RefSeq names its product glutamyl-tRNA(Gln) amidotransferase subunit B, mitochondrial (gene GatB). The record is from RefSeq and is a predicted model, not a curated record. Gene Ontology annotation, biological process: glutaminyl-tRNAGln biosynthesis via transamidation; mitochondrial translation. Gene Ontology annotation, molecular function: glutaminyl-tRNA synthase (glutamine-hydrolyzing) activity. Bases 137 to 1738 code for a protein of 533 amino acids. The transcript has 10 exons. Lineage: Eukaryota; Metazoa; Arthropoda; Insecta; Hymenoptera; Formicidae.